UUGAUCGUGAGUAAAUUUAAACAAAUUUUCAAUAACAAUAUAGUUAAAAUAAUCACCUUUUUAUUUUUAUUCAUUGUAGAACCAAAACCGAAAAGAAAAAGAAUGGGAUGGAGUGAGGGGGGCCGAGGUCGCUGUGCUUGAGCUGUGGGAGGAGCGCGUGGAGGAGCUCCGUGGGCUGAGGAAGAAUGCUCAAGUUUACGCGGAGAUGGCGGCUGACCUCUCCAAGCUUGGAUACAAUCACAGCUCAAGAGACGUGCAAGUGAAGCUGCAAAACUUUUCACAGGGAUACAGGAAAGAAAAGGCAGAAAUGGGUCCUUCUGGUGGGUCACCUUCAACAUGGGUGCACUUUGAAAGGGUGCAUUCAAUAAUCGGUGCAUUCAAGGCGAGCCUGUACAAAGAUUUGACACUUGAAAGCAUUGAUG
Molecule: messenger RNA, 422 nt
Organism: Rhagoletis pomonella (apple maggot)
Lineage: Eukaryota; Metazoa; Arthropoda; Insecta; Diptera; Tephritidae
Source: RefSeq, a predicted model, not a curated record